Dunckerocampus dactyliophorus (ringed pipefish) is the source of this 1440-nucleotide messenger RNA. RefSeq names its product myelin basic protein-like. Gene Ontology annotation, molecular function: structural constituent of myelin sheath. The record is from RefSeq and is a predicted model, not a curated record. Bases 162 to 497 code for a protein of 111 amino acids. The transcript has 7 exons. Lineage: Eukaryota; Metazoa; Chordata; Actinopteri; Syngnathiformes; Syngnathidae.
GGCUCAUACGGCGACACCUUCAAAGAGCCUUCAGAAGAGCAGCAAACAAGUCAGCGCAGCAGCAGAGCGUGGUGGCGUUGUGAGCACUGAAGAGGCUCGUAGAGGACGACUUGUAGAGGUCUGAAGAAGGACGAACCCCACCCGGGCUCCGCACUACUUGCAUGGCGACAGCGAGCACCUCAGGGCUUGGGAGGAAGAAGAAGAGCCCUGGUCUCAUGGAUUCUUUUAGCAAGAUCUUUGGAGGGGACAAGAAGAAAAGGAGCAAGGGGUCAUUCCGGGGUCACCUGGCCGCAUCGCCCCAACAGUCCUCUGCCCGCCGUCGGACCAAUGAAAAUGCUGUGGUCCAGUUCUUCCGCAGCAUUGUGUCCUCGCCUCGCCCUAAAUCAAAGUGGAGAGAGGUCUUUGGCUUGGCUUCGUCACCGCGUGCAGAGAGCACAAAGUCACCAGUCAGACGACGCAGGGAGCAAAGCACACUGUCCAGAAUCUUCAACCUGUGAUGCUCUCAUCCGACAGCAGGAGAAACCAAGUCCCGUCCACCCCCCAAACGCUGGAGCACCAUCUUCUGAGCUCUCCUCCUCUGAGGUCCAAAGUGCAGAUUCAAACAACACAUCUACGCGAGGCAGACUCACGACCAAGUAGCCAUGGCAUGUUAACGCGCUAACACUGGCUUUUUUUAAUCCGCUCUCCAGGGAUGGCGGUGACAACCAUAAUCUCGUCUCAUUCCUUAUUUAGCUGUUUUAUGUCUUCAUCAGGAUGUGCUUUGAGUAAAUAUCCCAAUGUGAAUAUCAGUGUUCAUGGUGCUAAUGUUUGCAAUUGUUUUAGGGUUGUUUUUUUUUUUUUGUACGAGUGACGCUUUGUGUUUCGAUGAACAACUUUUCAUUAAACAACUUGAAAUGUGGCGUGUUUCUGUUUGCACUAUUUCGGAACUGUCAAGGCUCAGUUAUUAAACAUGUGCAGUAGUAAGUAGAUGAUUUAAACGGCGAAAAAACCCGCCCUUUUUAAUUGCACUGUCGCACACUAAUCACGGCCCCUGCGAAUGAAUCGGUGGUUUAUCUUACACCGAGUGUGAAGUUGUAACGUCAUGUGUGGCUUGUGAAGAAAAAGGAAGUUUCAGUUAGUUGACGUAAAGGUCUGUUUGCAAGUGGUUCAAAGGUUGCAGGUGGAAGCAGCAACACGUUUAGGAGUUCAGUGAUUAAAAAAAUGAUACAUAAUUGUGGAUUUUGUUUUCUGUUGUAAACAAAUGACAUUGCCACUGUAAUUUCUCCAUGUUCUAUGUGCUUAUGUAGCCACAGAGAAGGGUGUGUAGUGCAUUUUCCUUAUUAGAUUUAUGUUUGAAUGUGUAGCCUAACUGGAAAUAAACACACCUUUAGUAUUUACUUUGUUGAUGCACAUCAUCAAUUAAUGAAAUCAUAUCAUAUUAAAUGUUCUGAAAUCUGACAA